This is a messenger RNA of Ipomoea triloba (trilobed morning glory), 803 nucleotides long. RefSeq lists its product as uncharacterized. Bases 109 to 618 code for a protein of 169 amino acids. The record is from RefSeq and is a predicted model, not a curated record. The transcript has a single exon. NCBI's taxonomy places the organism in Eukaryota, Viridiplantae, Streptophyta, Magnoliopsida, Solanales, Convolvulaceae.
CACCCCAAAACCUUCCUUUAUUUCCACUCAAAGAACCCACACAUACAUACCCCUUAUUAUAAGGCCAAACCCAAACACAAAUUAAACCUUAAAAAAACAAAAACCAAUAUGUCUCAACAACAAUUCCAACCCCAAAUUUACCCAUACAACAAUGUCCCGGUCCACCCAGACACCUCAUCUCAAUCCUCCUCCUCCUCCUCAUCCUCCCAUUCAAACGGAUCCUUCGGCACAGUGUUCUUGGUCCUCGCCGCGAUCCUAGUCGUAAGCGUCCUAGCUUGCAUCGCCAACCGCUUCUGCAGCAGAAGAAGCAAUAAUAGCGACCACCAUGAUCACCACGCGCCUAAGAACACCAUGAAAAUCCACGGCCACGGCCCGCGUGGCGAUGGAAAGCUGCCGAGAGAGUGGGAGGGGAAAGUGCAGAGCCAUGAAGGAGGAGGGGAUUUGGAGCUUGGGAAGAGAAUUAUUGGCUCUUCAAAAGUGGUGGAUGAACCAUCUACUAGUAGCUUUAUGGCACAUCGCGAUAAUAAUGGUGGGGGGAAAGGAGGAGGUGCUAGGUUUGCUGUUCAUCAUAUGCAGUUCAAACCCGCCAUCAGAUCAUCAUCCUUUGAAAGAAUAUAGUCCAAAUGUUAACGUUAGAUAAUAUAAUGAUUCUUAAUUGGCAUGGAUCGAUAUGAUGAACUUAAUUUAAUUACUUGAAAUUAUGUAUGUAAAUUUUAUCAUUACAAAAAUAUUGUAAACUUGUAUUGUAUGUGGGGUAUUUGGUUUUGGUUAUGCAUGCUUCAAUAAAACAUUUAAUUUACGUA